UUUUGCGUCGUGACGUAGACACGUCGUCGCAGACAGGCGGACUCGGUGCGUGUCGGUCUGUGUAUGCGUGUCUCCAGCUAGGCCACAGAGUGAUGGCGGCGCCGUCCUGAGAGUGUCCACCCCGCGGUGGGAGAGAAUAGCUAGGCUCCUUGUCUGUCUACUGGGCAUCUUGUUGUCUCUGUACGCUUUUCACGUCGAGAGGGAAACGGCUCGGGAUCCGAGUUAUCGGGCAAUGUGUGAUGUCAGCAGUUCCAUCAGCUGUUCCAAAGUGUUCAGCUCGAGGUGGGGUCGAGGAUUUGGACUCUUGGGCUCAAUUUUUGGAAAUGACAGUGCACUGAACCAGCCAAACAGUGUCUAUGGGAUGGUCUUUUAUGCUUUUCAGCUCCUAUUAGGAAUGACCGUCAGUGCAAUGGCUGCUCUUAUUCUCAUGAUGACGUCCAUCUUGUCGGUGGUGGGCUCGCUCUACCUGAGCUACAUCCUCUAUUUUGUCCUAAAGGACUUCUGCAUCAUCUGCAUCACCACAUACGCGCUGAACUUCAUUCUCUUUAUUCUCAACUACAAGCGACUGGUUUACUUGAACGAGGCCUGGAAGCAGCAGCUCCAGACCAAACAGGACUAAGCUGUUGAGACGGCAACACAAAAAAAAGAAAGAAAGAAAGAAAGAAAAAAAAAAAAAGGAAUAUGACCUCUGAACAUUUGACUUGCCACCAGGAGACCUUGCUUCCAAACGACGUUUAUUCUGCUGUGUUCAAAAAAAAAAAAAGAAGAAAUUAAUCUUGAUGUUGGGCCUGACAUGUUGAUCACAGAAGGAUUUUUAAGGAUUUUCUUUGUUUUUCUUAUUGUCUUUGUACU
Messenger RNA from Thalassophryne amazonica, 852 nucleotides. RefSeq names its product vitamin K epoxide reductase complex, subunit 1-like 1 (gene vkorc1l1). Gene Ontology annotation, molecular function: vitamin-K-epoxide reductase (warfarin-sensitive) activity. NCBI's taxonomy places the organism in Eukaryota, Metazoa, Chordata, Actinopteri, Batrachoidiformes, Batrachoididae. Bases 233 to 619 code for a protein of 128 amino acids. Gene Ontology annotation, biological process: peptidyl-glutamic acid carboxylation; vitamin K metabolic process. The record is from RefSeq and is a predicted model, not a curated record. The transcript has 3 exons.